Molecule: messenger RNA, 3154 nt
Organism: Porites evermanni
Lineage: Eukaryota; Metazoa; Cnidaria; Anthozoa; Scleractinia; Poritidae
Source: the annotation of a GenBank genome assembly
AUGUCAGUGAAUACAGCGGAACGGACCUUCGUGGAAACAGACACACUAAAUGGGAAUUACCAUUUAUCUAUUCAGCAAUCAGAAGAGCCUCUAGGACUCUCAGACAUCUUUGUGAUGAGACAUACGAGAGACGAAUCUCUGUUACGAGAAUUAUCUUCUAGGUGCAGAGAAGGAGCUUCUGUUCACACUGCCUUACCAAGGAAUUACCAGGUUAUUAUUUUUUCCUAGCCUCACAAAACUAGACUUGAUGAAAGAUUUACGGUUUCUGUAUGUCAUAAGAUUUAGUCGGAUUGUUUAGUUUGUUUGUAAUCCACACAGUGUUUCUCAUAGUCUGUUAUAUAACUUAAUACUAGGGUGAAACCUGGAGUCGGCAGUUCUGACAAAUUGAAACCCUCAGAGUAAAUGCCCGCAGCUCUCCCUUGCUUCUCGUAAACAGGGUAAACUUUGCAACGAUUUCGUCCGCAAUAUCUUGUCUCAACGCUUGUAAGACAUUGAUUCUUGGGCCACUCGAAUAAGAAAAAAACUUGUAAUUAGAAAGCCAAAAGGUAAAAAAGUCAUAAAUAGAUAAUUAAGGGCUGUGGUCCACCGCCCCUCUUCUCAAACUCCGAACCAAAGUUUUGAGCCAUUCCGCUCUGAAUGAAAUCAUCGACCUUGCCUGUUUCCUUCAAGGAAAGCUGAUUGUUGUUAUUACUGUUUUGCAGUCUCAGUAUUCUACCCCACAAGUAACGGAACAGCAAGCGAUUGAUUCUUUACAGGAUCGUACAACUUCAGAACGGCUCUUGGCAACGUAAGCUAAGAGAGAUUUUUCAUUUUCCUUUUAGAACGCUUGAUUGGUCCACCGUACGUCUUCUUACACGGCUUUGAUCAGUCAAUCAAACUUGAGUGCAGUCUUUGUUCGUAUAUAUUAUGCUUGCUUUGCUUUGAGACUGUCCCGUCAGUCUUUUUCAAAAACACUUUUUCUCUCCUUGUCUUAACAUAAAAUAAAGUCUGAUUUUCAAUUUUAUUUAAACAGAAACCAGUUACGGGGUAGCUGAAGCAGGGUGUGUUAAGGUCAAAUCCUCCCUUACUAAAAAUCCCUAGAUCCGUCCUUGAAUAAUUAGGGAGUUUUAGCAACGGCGACGGCGACGGCAACUAUAACGCCAAAAAAAACAAUAAGUUUAUUGAGCAAAACAACUGAUAAGUUUGCACGUGCAUCACGCUUUUUUGUACAUUUCUUUGCCGUUACCACACGACUACGACGUGAAAAUACCUAAUUUCACGUUUUAUGGAGGACGUAAACAAGCGACGACGAAACUUUCUUCCCCUUUGUAAACUUCAGUUUGGCCCCCAAGAAAUCAACUCCAGGGAAAGUUGCCUACAUUAGAUAUUCUCAGCGAACUAAAUUAUAAAAUAAACGCGACAAAGUUUGAAAAAAAACGCCAAUUCAUUUUACAAGUGACGUUUUUGCUGCCGUCGCCGUCGUCGAUGCUAAAAGUCCCUUAUGAUAUCCGCCCCCCUGAUAUCAACAUACAUCAGAGACCAUGAUGGAUGUACGUGUUUGGUUUUGUACUUAGCUGUCCGCUAUCAGUAAUUUGUUCUCACAAGUUGUUUCGAUAUUGAUUGAAUUUUCAAAAUCGUUGGGUAACAACAUUCCUACUGUGGCUACUGAUUCUUAUAAUGGGCACGGGUGGAAGAAGAGAUUUCGUCUCUGUUACAAAACAGGCAGGUUUUAUUAUUUAGGGGAGGGGUGGGAUGGGAUUAACGGACAGUCAUUUCUGGUAUCAUCGCAGGCUACCGAAGGAUAGCGUUUAACCCCUAAGCUCUUCCCGUCAAAAUCAAGUUGCUUUUAUCAUUGCCUUGUCCUAGAUGUUGUGAGGAACUGAUUCUUUUCCGUUGCUUUUACCUUUUAAGAUUAAGCAGGGAACGCCUUUCAAGUCCUCCACAAGAAAGACAUGCAAAUUACGACUUCUACAGAAGGCUUCAAGGUCAGAGUUUGUCAUCUCAUCUGGGAAAUUCUGAUGAUGGUCUCAGAGCUGAUUUCGUAGCAAGGCAUACAACUGACCUUGCACUCCGGAGGGAUCUGUCUCCUAACUUCAAUACGGCUCCUAAUCCAACAGAGGUCAGUAGAGUUAGAAUAAAUUAGUAGUUGAAUCAAGGGCAACAGAUCUUCGAAGCUGCCUCCGUAGAGCUGUGUAGUGCUGUGGCCAUGGAAUUAGGUCUCAAUCAUCCCGAACAGAAAAGAAACUGUAUAUAAUUAGCGAGCAAGUUGAUUUACUAACACCAGUCUUGUUAUUGGGCUGAGCUGCUGCCAGUGAGGGCAACGCCCAAUUAAGAAUUACCUUCCACCUAUGUAGGACGGAACUCCCAUAAGGGAUUUGCGUGUCCCAUUCUCCCUUCAACGGGGCCGAGUUUUGUGGGAAGGGGACCGGUCAUUUCAGGUGCACGUGGUCUGACAAACAAGCUUGGAAGUCGAUUUGGAGCGAACACGAAAGUAGUAUGUGGAGUUAUUGGCCCUAAAUCUACGCCCUAUGAUUAUCUAUUAGUAAAUACAAUAUUCUAUAAGGUAGUUAGCCUGUGAGGGAGCUGCAGAAACAAAAGCCUGUGGAACUCUUCCCUUAAGGAAUAUUCUUCUUUGUAGAUCGCCCGUCAAAGUUUCUUUUUCUUUUUCUAAACUCAGAUACGGUCCUUUCGGAUUCAGUCCACAAAUUCUCGCCAGCAUUUGACAAACUAAAUGAAAUUGAAUAAGAUCGAUGAAGUUUGAAACAGUGCAGAUUCCUGGUUUUGUCAAUGGAACUUGGAUUCUUGAUUCCGAUCGUAAAUAGGAUUCCAAAUUCCUUGAACUGUAUUUCGGAUCAAAGCCCAGGAUUCUAGACUUCACAAGCAAAGAAUGAUUUUCCCGGAUUCCAAAAUCUGGAUUCUCUUAUGUGGGGCGGCGAUGAAGGUCGUGUCGUAAGAACUUUUACUCGAAAACGCUAUAGAUCCUUGUUAGGCUUUGGGAGGAAAUAAAUGAUGAAUUUCUGCUUUGGACAGAAUGAAGUAGUUGUAAAGGCCAAUUUUUCGUGGCCUUGAAUUUUGUCGGAGGAAACUUAAAGGUACGUUCUUUUUGUUCUUUGUUUAGAAUAACAGGCGCAAUCAACAACUCACAGAACUCACAGGACCAGGGCGUUCAACGUAA